Molecule: messenger RNA, 270 nt
Organism: Pisolithus orientalis
Lineage: Eukaryota; Fungi; Basidiomycota; Agaricomycetes; Boletales; Pisolithaceae
Exons: 3
Coding region: 1-270 (89 amino acids)
Source: RefSeq, a predicted model, not a curated record
AUGGAUUUAUUGGUCUCUCUAGCAUAUGUUGCGGCAGCGGAGGGCGCUCUUGAGGAGCCCUUCCCGUGUGGAAUGGGCCUACAUGUCCCAGUUCCCCAAGGUAGCACUGUCAUAGUCGAUGACAACGGGUUGUGCAACUUUGAUGCUCUACCUGAUCAGGAGAUGUGUAAGAUGAUAAUAACGCUUCUGGAGAGGCUUCCUCCGAUCGCUGCGAUGAAGCAGUUUUUAUUAAAGAACCCAACAGCGAGAUCGCAGGAUAUGGAUUCUUAG